This is a messenger RNA of Solea senegalensis (Senegalese sole), 3419 nucleotides long. RefSeq names its product pleckstrin homology-like domain family B member 3. Bases 873 to 2657 code for a protein of 594 amino acids. The transcript is spliced from 15 exons. The record is from RefSeq and is a predicted model, not a curated record. Lineage: Eukaryota; Metazoa; Chordata; Actinopteri; Pleuronectiformes; Soleidae.
CUUUUUACAUGAUAAUGACAGCAGACACUAUCCACAUGACCCUGAUCAAAGGUUUACACAUCCUGCUUCUUAAUAUUGUGCGUUUGCUCUUUGUGGUCGUUGUGGAUGAGGCACUUUAUGUUCUCAGAUGGUAAAUCUGCCCAUUGUUCUUGGUAAAAAGCCUCCAGGAGCUGUUGGGCUGCAGUUCCAGAACCUUCAUCAUGUUGGAAGGUCCAAGUCCGUCCCAUGCUCAGCUUCUGUUACUCCAGGAUGUUCUGAUCACAUGCUACAUUGAUCUUUGUGUUUACAGUAGGAAUGCUCUACUUGUUGACCGCCCGGUCUCAUCACUCCAAAUAACUUUGUUCCAGAAGUGUUGAGGCUUGAGUUUGUGCUGUCUGGAGUAUUAUGGGCUGCUUCGUGACAGUAGUGUAGUAAAGCAUCAUUCUGAGAUUGUACAUCAGCUCAAGUUUUUUGUGGGUUUUUCUAUGACAGACGUUUUUGUUUGGUCUUGGUUUCAGCACAUUAUAUGUGUGUGUGUGUGUGUAUUAUUUUAACAGUGUGCUGGUAUUGUGCACCUUUAGGGGUCACCACUGCCAUCUUGUCCUCUUCUGUCACACCAACUGUCCUCAUGUCCUCCUUCUCUGUGAUCUUCCUCUUCCUCCAUCUUCACCAUCCUUUGUCACCUGUUGCCGCUGACGUCAGCUCAUAUGACCAUGUGUGCAGCUGCUUUCUGUUUGUUUGUUUGCUUUGGAAGAGGAAGUGACAGCGUGAAGGAGCAGUGACAGCGUGAAUCGGAGCUGCGGUGGAAAUCACUUCCCGCGUUCAUCGGCGUCGUUUCCUCGUGGAUCGUGGAAUGAUCGUGGUGUGAAGACGCCACAGUUCAGCUCCUGAACAUGCCCUGGAAUAACACGGAGAACUCCUGCAGCCCUUGGUCACAGGGGCUACAACCACCAUGGAUUUCCAGAGAGGGAGGAUAUCGGAGCCCCACCUACUCGGGGGUGGAGUCGGAUACAGAAAGUAGCAGCACAGAGAGUGAGAGGUCUUCCAGUAGAAAGCUGGACGUGGGCUCAGUGAGGGUCCAGACUUUGACCUCAACGCUCCAACAGCGAUUUACAGAGAUCGAUCAACAGAAGGAGGAACUUCAGAUUGAGCUGCAGCUGGAGAAUGCUUUGCUGCAGGGCGAGCUGCAGACAGAGAAGAAGCAGCUGGACAGACACAUACAGAAGCUGCAGGCUCUACAGCAGGAGGUUAGACGGAAAGAAAAGCAAAGACAUACCAGCAGACAAAAGGAGCUGGAGAGUCUGGAGAGGGAGAGUCGCAGGGUGCAGGAGCUCAGGCGGAGCUGUGAGGAGAAGGAGAAGCUGAUCCCCAGUCAGUCAGAGAGCCGCAGAGAACAGCUGAUCCUGCAGCUGCAGCAGGACAAAGAGGCCAUGGAAUUGGCUGUUCGGGCUUUUGAGGACUGGGAGUUUCACUUCCUGGAGCAAGAGAGCUGCAUUGAUGAGGAGGACAAUGCAGAGGAGGGAGAACAUGAGGGGGAAUUAGAAAAGGAAAUCGUUUGUCAACAACAUGUGGUCACCACAACACAGGAGCGAGUCCAGCAGCUGGAGAGACAGUUGAAGGAGGUGGAGAGAGAGAAUGAGAGAGAGCUGAAUGCCUGGAGGAGAGAGAAGAGGGAACUCCUCCACAAAACCCAAACAGUUCACAAAGACAAGAAGCCGUUCACCGAUUGGUCGAACAUCACCAGCUCCGCCCCCUGCAUGAUGUCACUCUCCCCUCUUUCUGUUCACACACCCCCUCAGGAGCCAUGCAAAGAAUCUACCAGUUUGCCGAGACGACGGAGUUCACAUCGCAGCAACAGACACAGUGACAGGCCGGUCUCAGCACAGGGUUUGGUGAGACCACCUUCAGACGGUCAGAAGCCCGUGGCCCUUGCGUCCCCCAUUUCCUCCAAAAGACUCAGCAAUGUAUACAGUGGUGGACAAAGACCUGGGUCUGUCCUCAGUCCGUCCAACAGUGCAACAAACUCUCGUGCUGUCAGUCCAUGUCUGCUGGAGCUUGUGGAGAUGGAGAAGAAACUGAGAGAAGCUAAGGCAGAGAGAGAGAGGCUGCUCAGAGAGAGGGAAGAGCAGUGGCUGUUGCUGGAGGAGAGGAGGCAGAAAGAGCCAAUCUCUUCCAUAGCAGAAACCCCACAAAGAGCAGAACCAGAACCAAAGGUCCAGGACAGAUCUCCUCUAAAGUCCCAAGAGCUGUGCAGCCAGGCCCUUUAUCUCUCUCCAAACUUUGACCUUCGGGUCCACGUGGAGUCUUUGGGUCAUGGCGUGGCUGGCUGCUCAGACCUGCGGCUGACGUCUCGCCGCUGUGCUGGCUUCCUGACCAAACGAGGGGGGAGGGUCAAGACCUGGAAGAAGCGCUGGUUUUUGUUUGACACGGAGCACAGACGACUCGCUUACUACACAGACUGUGAUGAGAGGAAGCUAAAAGGAGUGAUUUACUUCCAAGCCAUAGAAGAAGUUUACUACGACCAUUUACGAACAGCCACAUCGUCUCCACGGCCCAAUCUGACGUUCUGUGUGAAGACAUACGACCGCCUCUUCUUUCUGGUGGCUUCCAAUGCAGUAUCCAUGCGGAUUUGGAUGGAUGUCAUUGUCACGGCAACAGACGAGCACUGUCGUCAUUGACAUCUUGCAUAUGAGGCUGUUACAUGGAGGAGUGAUGCUUCAGUGGCAGCACAGUUCACCACCGGACCAGCUUUUUACACCAGUGUGCAAACUGAGCAUCUUGUUACUGGGACACUUCACUGGUUAUGGCAGACCCCCCUCUGCUGGUCAUUGUGCAGCAUUACAGUCGUGUUGACCAUUACUUGAUUAUAAUGCACAACUACGUCAUGGAGAGGACACUGCCACACUGCAACAGCAGAGCAGCUUCACUAUAUAAUGCAAUUCAAUGUUUGACAUAGGUGUUGAAGAUAAACUUUUGGGUUGGUUUAUAUAUCUGAGAUGUUUCUAUUAACACUGUUUUUCACCAGUUUUUUUUUAUAUACAUUGUGUUGUAUUAACUUAUUAUCUGGAAAUUUAUAUUAGGUUGAUUCACAAAUAAUUUAAGAAAUACAACGUAUGGAUGCACUUUUAAAUGUUUGUGUUAUGGGUCCUAAGGAUGAAGACCACGGUAACGAAGACGUCAUCUGUAUUCAUGUAAGAGAGGAGCAAUGAGGACAUGUUACAACUAGUUUCCUCUCAGAUUUCCUCUUUUUCUUGAACAAUGUGCGACAGUUACGUCAAUGCCACAUAUCUCUGCUUUAUUCCAAGUGGUUCACAAUGAACAGUUAUGUUUCCUAUAGUUCUUACCUCUCAAGUCCCCCUUCAAUAAAUACUUUUCACAAUGUAUAGAAAACAAGUUCUGUUUUCCUUAAUAAACACAUGUUUACAACAUGCUAAAAAAGU